AUGGAUCCCUGGCUUGCUCUUGCUAUGAUUUUUUUCCAAGCUUCUUUCCUCUGCGAAGCUGCUUCAAGUAGGAACAGUUCGUGCACGAAGAUCUACGGCGAAAGUGGAUUGCACGCGAGAUGUACUAUCGAAAGUGUGGAAGAGCUGUCGACGAUUUUGCAUAACCCAAAUGAUGUGAAAUCUUUGUGAGUAGCAAUGUGUUUUUCUUCGUGCUUCAUACUCAAAAGCUGUUGCGCUGGGGGUAUUGACUAUUCAACCCCCAAAUCGGAAAUUGCGUGUUUCUUUUUUUUUAUUAUUUUCUGUUUAUUUUGUUGUGUUUUGCCCCUCAAAAGGAUUUUUCAUGUCUCAUUGUCGAAAAAUGUUUACCAUCUUUCUUUUAGAAAUCUAGUAGACUGAUAUAUGCUUAUCGAAACUUUAUUACUAGAAAUUCAGAGUGUUUAUUUCAUGUUGAAAUUGUCUGUCUUUUUUAAUACCUCGCAAAGUUUUUCAAGAUUUUCUUGUUCCGCUUUGACAAGUGUUUACCAUCUCACUUUGAGAAAUCUGCCAGUUUUUCCAAAUUUUUCUUGGACUGAGAUCUAAGAUGCUUGCUUAUGCUACCCCAUAACAAUUCUGAUUGUAAACCUUGUCUCGAAAUUUUUGUCGGUUCAAGGUCAGAAAAUAGUGGCAAUUAAUCAUCCAUAACAACAGUAAUCUGCUCCUUACAAUAUCAAUGCAUUUUCAAGAGGAGAAAAGAAAUAUAAUUGUCGACAAAGGAAUAUAAUUUUAUUCACACCAAAUUCACAAACUCUCCAAAAUGAUAAGGAAUUGUAUCAAGUACGGUUUCCGAGAAUGAGGAAAGAAAUGAAAUAUUUUCUUGAAAGUCCAGAGUCAGCAGAGGAGCUAUUUCAGAUGACUUUCGAUAAGACAUAAAACUAACGCUACAUCGCCAUCAGAAAGAUUUCCUCGACAAACUCGUUGUGAAAGAAAAUUCUUUGAAAGAGACAUUUAAGCAGAGAAAACUUCUCAGGACACGUUUCGGAAAAAAACAUAUUCGAGAAGAAUUUUUACCCUGAAAAAGUAAAUUAUGUUCUUGCGUGCCUUCUUUUUUUUCUUGACAAGUUUGGUUUGUUCAAAAUUGGAAUGUACGAGGAUUCUUGAGGUGAACUGAAACCAGUUUCUUUCUCAAUUUCAUCUACACUACCUAGGAAAAACUAUCUAAAGUUUUGAAAGAAAACGUGCCGGCGGAAAAAGAAGAAUUAAAAAAAUUGUACUUGGAGCGGAAAAUCUAUUCAUGGUUUGUUUGGUUUGUAGAUAGGAAGUCUUCGAAAAAAUGUCAAAAUUAAAAGCGUGGGGAACAUUUAACAUUCGUAUGACGUCUGCUGUAGUAUCACAUUCACCGCCAGCCUUUCUGUUGUCAAGAUACGUGUUUUUGAAAUCGCUAACUUAAAUAACUAAACCAAUCCAGUUAGCAACGACGACCAUGUACUUUUAUUGAACAAAGAUUUAAACAUGGAGCAUGGAUAGCCCGUAAUGCAGAACGAGUCAGCGCCACAAGCUCGCGGUCAUCCAGGAUACUGUUGUGUUUGAUUUAGGCUAAGAAUGGUAACAGGAAGAUGGAUCGAUCAAAGACAAGAGGACUGUUGUCUCUUGCCCUGCCCUUCCGUUUGCUUUCCUCUCUCCUAACGCCCAUCCUUUUGAAAGAAAAUUUUUUCCUCGUCUCAACUGUUCGUUGCUUAAAAAAUCAAAAUGGUGGGAAGCUUUACACUCUUUCCUUAAUUGGAUAUGAAUCUGAACACCUGUCAUUUUGAGACCAAACAUUUUGUCUGUGACCUUAGAAACCCGAUUUUAAGUUGUUUAGCUUUUUUCGUGCCAUUUUAAUAAUGGAACCUCGGCACAGUCGAUUUUGAGACGCGCACGGCGGCCAAAGGAAGAGUGCAACUUCUUCUGGUGGACUUUGACAUCAACCAGUGAAUUGGAAAGCUAUCUUUUUUUGGCAUCUUACGCUAAGAGAAUAAAGAUCUGUAGCAAGCGUUAGGUAAAAGAAUCCUCAACUUUGAGCUGCCGUCCGCAUCACAACUGAAAGCAUCUUUCCUUUUGAGGCGAAAGCGUCAAACUUCUUUCACUUAAUUCACCAAUUAAUGACUUUGCUGCUUGCAUUUUUGCAGGAGUAUCUUCUCCAGUGAUCUGGAAACAAUUCCUGAAGGAGCCUUCAGGAAUUUCACAAGUCUUGUCAAUUUGUAAGUGCAUUUUUUUUAUUUGACAUUUGUCGUUGCUGAAAAAACUACUCUUUUAGGUUUAUUUUCUAUAUUUCACGAUCACGCAGUCGUGCACGCGACCAUGAUAAUACCCUAAAACACAUCACGUGCGCGUCCUCGUGACUAAAAACCAUUCUUGAAAGGCACAUGUACAUUCUCGUAUGCGAUCACGAUCAAGUGCGCAGUCACGCACGCAAUCACGAUAACGCAUGUAAUCACGAUCAUCCUCACGCUCACCAAAUCCACAUAGUCACGAUCACGUGCACGCACUGAUCACCUGCACGUUGUAAAUCCAUUGAACUUAUUUGCAAUAAGAAAUUUUAGAUAGACCUUGCUGAUAUUCGUGUAGCUUCUGCGUGUUCAACAAUCAGAUCGUGAGUUUGACUACAAUCAGGUUAUUACUUGGUCCAACUGAUUUCACUGUCACUUUGUAUUAAAUUUCCAGGAGUUUACCCAAUAACAGCAUCCGCACCAUAAAAGGUGGCGCAUUCUCCGGUCUCAAUCAUCUGCAGCGUCUGUAAGUAAAAUUUCCUUGUUGUCUGUUUAGCAGUUAGUAAAAAAUUUAAACUAUGGCAAAAGCAGCAAAAAAUACGUCACGGAAAACACGCGAUAAGUCGGUGUUACGACUCAGGGUAGGUCGCAACCAAAGUUAUCAUUGGUCGAUAUGGUCAUUUUUCAGUGAAAAUCAAAAUUUCGUCACUGUCACAGAAUUUUGUUACCGAAAGAAGUCGCUUAAAAUCUAACUGGUUCAACUUGUGAGGCUGAUCAAAGAAUGCCAUUUUAGAGUAAUCUCGCGACAGUAUCUUGCAGAGAUCUGUCACACCGGGUAUUCGUGUUGUGUGUGUGGUGAGAAAUAUAUUUUUUGUUUGAAUAUUCGAAGACAAUAUUUUGUUUUUCCCAAACAAGAGUGGUGAACAAUUUAAAUAAUUUUUUUUAUGUUCAAUCUCUCUUGAUAACAGAGAACUCUCUGGGAACCAGCUGAUAGAAUGGGAGGGAAAUUUCACAAACAGUCUUCCGUCUUUGAUUCUCUUGGAUUUAUCUGGGAAUUCCAAGUUCGUUCUUCCGAGCUUUCUGUUCAAAUUGCGCAUGCUCAAGGAAAUUAAGGGAGUGACCUGGAACGACCCAUGUGCUAAUUGCUCUUUGGUGAAGAACCACACUCUGAAGGAAGGCGAGUUUAAAAACAAUGAGGUUAAUAUAGAGACUUCCGAACUUCGAAAAGGAGAUUACCUGGUUGGGAACAUGGGACAUUGUCGCGUAAACAGACUCGAGGUGAGCCAAGAGGUUGUGGAAUAUGCAAAACGUGGAUUCUUUCCACGAUGCCUCGAGAUAAAAGCUUGUUUUGACAAUGAAAUUCGCGUCACCCCUUUACACCGUUGCUGGGACAUCGAUAACAAAAUCUUAAGUAUCGAGUUCUUAAUCGCACCAAUUGCCAUGAUCCUGAAUCUUACAGUGAUCGUAGUGACAUUAACAACAAGAGUGUUACGAAGGAAUGUUACUAUGUGUCUAACGAGCAAUAUGGCUCUUAGCGACUUCCUUGUCAGUCUUUACACACUUAUCUUGGUCUGCACAAGACUGAAGCCCUACACAGAGUUUAUGUUAUUCAUGAAGAAUCUCUGUAAUGCCCUUGGGUUUAUUUGGCUCUCCAGCGCAAUUGUUAGCAUCAAGACGUCGCUCAUUCUCACCGUGGAGCGGUAUUUGGUAGUUGUGUACUGUAUGCAACCCUCAUUACGAAUCACUCGGAAGAUAGCGCUCAUCCUUGUGUUAAUCACAUGGUGUUUGGGCGUGAGCAUCGCUGUUUUGCCGUUGGUCAAUAUUUCUGUCUAUGACGGUAAUACAUUCUGUAUUCCUAUUCGCCCGAUCAAAGACAUUCCCCAUUCGUAUGAGCUGAGUAUUGGACUUUCCUUGUGGGGAAUAGUCCUGUAUUUCAUCACCAUACCUUUCUACAUUAAAGUUUUUAAAACUGUGAAGCAAACGGAAAAAAAGGCGGGAAUCAAAAGAGACGGAACCCUAGCAAGGAGAAUCGGAGCUUUAGUCCUUAGCAACAUGAUCUUUUUCUUGGUGCCUAUCGUCAUCGCGUUUCUGUGGCUUACGACAAACAUUCAAGAGGUGAUGUCGCCGCAAAGUAGAGAAAUCCUCACGGGCGUUCUACCAACCAUCCUUUUCAGCUUUAAUUCACUUAUUAAUCCCCUUCUUUACGCCUUCAGAGCAGAAAAAUUCAGGAAGGCCAUCAAGAUUAAGAUAGAUUAUAUAUGUCUUCGUAAAGGCCGUAGCACGUCGUUGACAAGUUCGCUCUCGGGCAGACUCCGAGGCCCGACAAUAAGCUCCAACAAUGGCGGUGGAAGUCCAGGCAGGCAAACCCCUGAGUUGAGGACUUCACGCAGUGUGUUAAGCUUGACGAAGAUAUAGUUUUCCAGUUGAACUGGCAGUCAAGGAAGGAGCUCCCAGAAGGUCAACUUCCUGGUAUAUCUAGGCGUAAAAAUACUGCGACAUCACUUACGAAGGACCAUCAGGAGAGAAUAUGCUUUCCUCUCCUCAACUCUCCUCAAUUUAAAAGACACAGUAGCUUAACUUAUUGAAGACUGGAAAUGAGUCUGAACCCAAUCCUAGUUAGGUGUGAUUCAAUAAUGAAAAGAACAGGAAAAUAGUUAAUGAUGAAGAAAUGUUCUUAAAAAAAAAACGUUUUGAGCUUAAUUAUAGGUUCCAAAAUUGUAUUUCGAUUGCGAGACUAUAUCAUGUUGGACCCACACUAUGCGUUUGGUUUUCUCAAUGUUGGAUUUUUCUAUAUACUGAUUAAUUACAGGUCAAGGGCUUGUAAGGACGUUUCCGUGACAGCACUGUAUUGAAUGUUUACCCGGUAAAGUAUAACUUAGUCGGUUUCUGGCUACUAUGCGCUUAGUUUGCACAAACUUUAGAUGGAACUGAAUACACUAAUCUCUAUGACAGCAAGGGCAACGAGUUUUCAAGGGGGUGUUAAUAUAUCCAGCGAAUUGAAUAAUUUUGUUAAUAAUUGUAAACUUGUGCAGUUUACAUAGGUUUUCAUUGGUCAAGAAACUCGUGCCAGUCUCCAAACCUUUCAUUUGGCGAGUUAUUACAGUUGAAUAUCGUUUAUGGUAAAUUAAGUAUCGUUCGAUGGACCAAUCAGAAUUCUUUUUGGGCUAUAUCGUGUAUAAAUGUUUGGGUCUAGUCUCCUAAGCAGCCGCACUUUCUUUAGGUCACGCAGCGCGCGCACCACCAAUUACGUUGCGUGACAUGUGGGAGCUUUGAUGGAUUGAGAAAUAAAACUAUUAAUCAUUGCAUGCCAUUAAUAAUCUGAUAAAUCAACAUAAUUAGAAUUAAUUAAAGUAGCAUGGAAAAAGUAUCAUCUAAUGGGCUCCUUUUAUCUGCUGUUAUUUUAAGAAUUGAAGAUUGGAAAUGUGUUUGUCGUCAAGUAUUCAGUGGCGCUAUUGAUACGUUGCAAUUAGGGACUGGAGCAAACACACCGAUAAAUUCUCAAAAUUUAAUGACAUAACCAGUGGUGUCCUAAAUAAAUAAGAAUUGAUUUCAAUGACAGUAAUUUACAGUAAUGACAUACAAGGUCGAUGAAAAUCAAACGAAGAAAGGGCAGCAAGAACAUGCCUGACGGUUAGAAUACUAGUACGAAACGACACUCGAGGAAAAAUUCUGACUGAUCAUAAUUGACGC
Messenger RNA from Pocillopora meandrina, 5915 nucleotides. Lineage: Eukaryota; Metazoa; Cnidaria; Anthozoa; Scleractinia; Pocilloporidae. The record is from the annotation of a GenBank genome assembly.